UAAUGCGAAGGAAUCCGAAUUUCAACAUGGAGGAAAACGUGGACAAACAAAAUACACCAGACAAGAAAAAGUCGAAAAAAAAUAAAGAAAGUGGCAUAAUAUACCUAAGUAGUGUUCCAACGUUAAUGAAUGUGAAUAUUGUACGCAGACAGUUUGAAGUAUUUGGCGAAGUUGGUCGUAUUUUUCUUCAGCCGAAUGUGAAGGUAAAAUCCCGGGGAAAGCAGGGGCGUGUGUUUUCAGAGGGAUGGGUGGAGUUUCAAGACAAGAAAGUCGCCAAGAGCGUAGCUGCAUCUCUUAACAACACUCUUAUUGGAGGAAAGAAGAAAAAUCGAUGGCGGGAGGAGUUAUGGAACAUAAAAUAUCUUCACCGCUUCAAGUGGGCUCACUUAAACGAGAGAUUGGCAUACGAAAAGGCGGUACACACCCAGAGAAUGAGAACAGAAAUAUCACAGGCAAAACGUGAGGCAAAUUUCUAUGUGCGUAAUGCGGAGAAAAAUGAACAUCUCCACAAAAUCGCAAAACGGAAACUAAAAGUGCAGACAAGUGAUGAAUUAGUGAAUGACAAUGAAGAUGGUGGUGAAAAUAGUGAUAAAAUAUAUUCUGUGAAACUGAGAGAGACCGACGAAGAAAUUGUGAAGAAGAAAAGGUUGAGGCUUUCAAAGGAAGUAAAAAACGCUAAAAGGCUGAAAAAAGACUUGACUGAAGAACCCAGUGAUGUCGACUUGCUAAAGAAGAAGUCAUUUUUGACUAGGAUAUUUUCUGCUGGGCAGGAUGUGGAAAGUGAUGGGGAAUAGAUUGAUUUCAUUGUGUCUAGUUGUUGUUAAAUAUCUAUAUUCAACUGCAAUACAUGAUGUACAUGACAGUUACAUGUAUG
Messenger RNA from Mya arenaria, 874 nucleotides. RefSeq names its product activator of basal transcription 1-like. NCBI's taxonomy places the organism in Eukaryota, Metazoa, Mollusca, Bivalvia, Myida, Myidae. The coding region runs from base 3 to 794 and encodes 263 amino acids. Gene Ontology annotation, cellular component: nucleolus. Gene Ontology annotation, biological process: endonucleolytic cleavage in 5'-ETS of tricistronic rRNA transcript (SSU-rRNA, 5.8S rRNA, LSU-rRNA); small-subunit processome assembly; endonucleolytic cleavage to generate mature 5'-end of SSU-rRNA from (SSU-rRNA, 5.8S rRNA, LSU-rRNA). The transcript has 3 exons. Gene Ontology annotation, molecular function: RNA binding. The record is from RefSeq and is a predicted model, not a curated record.